GUUAGCUAAGAAAUCAGGGAUGAAGCUACUUUUUGUAGCUGCCUUUGCACUCUUUGUGCUCGCUACAUUUGACAAGGCUGAUUCUUCAGCUUAUGACAAAAUAGUUGCCCACAGUCGCAUCAGGGCAAGAAAAGAAGGUCCCAAUGUGUGCGCCCUCCAGCAAGUCAUGGGUACCAGGAAGAAGUACUUCAGCACUUGUCGUAAUUGGUACCAAGGGUCCAUCUGUGGAAAGAAAGCGACUGUGAUUUAUGAGUGCUGUCCAGGGUACAUGAAGAUGGAGGGCAUGCCUGGUUGCCCUGCAGUGGCCCCAAUUGACCAUGUAUAUGGCACCUUGGGUCUGGUAAAAGCCACCUCAACGCAAGGAUACUCUGAUAGUUCUAAGCUGAGGUCCCAAAUUGAGGGACCUGGAUCCUUCACCUUCUUUGCCCCCAGCAAUGAGGCCUGGGAGGAUUUGCCUCAGGAUGUGAGGAGUGCAUUGCUCAGCAAUGUCAACAUUGAACUGUACAAUGCUCUGCAUUAUCACAUGGCCAACAAACGCCUCAUGACCAAAGAUUUAAAGAAUGGAAUGGUGAUCACCUCCAUGUACCAUGACCUGGAUCUCUAUAUUAACCAUUACCCCAAUGGGGUGGUGACUGUGAACUGUGCCAGGAUUAUCUAUGGUAACCAGGUUGCCACCAAUGGAGUUGUGCAUGUCAUUGACAAUGUCAUCAGACCUGUUGGACACACCAUCAAGGAAGUCCUUGAUACUAAUGACGACCUGUCAACUCUGUUGGAUCUUGCUGAAAAUACUGGACUGUUGGAGAAGUUGGGUGAGAAAGGACAUUACACUCUCUUUGCCCCCACCAACGAAGCCUUUGAGAGUCUGGGCAGUGAUGCAUUGCAGAGAAUUAAGCGCGACAAAGAGGUCCUCAAAGCUCUUCUGAAUUUCCACCUCCUGGAUUCAGUGCAGUGCUCUGAGGCCAUUAUGACUGGCAGCUCUUAUGAAACCCUGGAGGGCAACAACAUUGAGAUUGGUUGUGAUGGUGAAAGUUUAACAGUCAAUGGCAUCAAAAUGGUGCGCAAGAAGGACAUUUUCACCGCCAAUGGUGUCAUCCACCUUAUUGACAAAGUGCUUGUGCCAGAUUCAGCUAAACAGGUGAUGGAACUGCUGGGAGACUCUCAGUCAACCUUUGCUGAUUUGGUGUCUGAGCUGGGCGUCUCUGCAGCCAUGAAAAAAGAUGCUGAGUACACUUUGCUGGCACCCGUCAACACUGCCUUCAAUGAUGAGGUGAUGGCCACGGAUGAGCGUGUGCUCAGGAUCAUCCUGCGGAAUCAUAUCCUGAAGAAUAAGUAUAUCCUGGGAAAGCUGUUCAAUGGCCAGCAGCUGGAGACAAUUGGAGGAAAACUAUUGAGGGUUUUCAUCUAUCGAUCAGCUGUGUGCAUUGAAAAUUCCUGUCUGAUAAGGGGCAGUAAAGAAGGAAGCAACGGGGCUCUUCAUUUAACGAGGACUCUGGUGAAACCAGCGGAAAAAAACAUGUUUGACAUACUGAAAGAAAAUGGAGGGUUCAAGAUCUUUUUGUCUCUGGUGGAAGAUGCUGACUUGACUGACCUGCUGAAACAGGAGGGAAACUUUACUAUGUUCGCCCCAAGCGAUAAGGCCUUUGCUGGUUUGACCGAUAGUGAUUUGGCCUUGUUGAAGUCGGACAAAAAUGCUCUCAGAACCAUUCUUCUGUAUCACAUCAAUUAUGGCAUCAUCAUUGGUGGUGGUUUGGAGUCUGGGGUGACAAACCUUCUCAAGUCUCUCCAGGGCAGUAACCUCAGAGUGAUAUCUGUAAACAACACCAUGAGAGUGAAUUCUGUUCCAGUACAUCAAUCUGACAUCAUGGCCACAAAUGGAGUCGUUCAUUUUGUCAACAAUAUCUUGUAUCCUGGAGAUAUACCUGUUGGACGCCAAGAUCUCUCCAUGCUAUUGAAGAGGCUCAUCACUUACACGCAAAUCAAGUACAUUCCAGGAGUCAUAUAUAAGGAAAUUCCCCUUACAUUUAUGAAGAGGACCAUCACUCGUCUCAUCCCGGAAGCUCCUGAGGUGACCAGAGUGACAAGGGUCAUUGAGACUGAGCCUACCAUCAGAAAGGUGACCAGAGUCAUUGGGGGUGAUACCUCUCAAACCCAAGUCACCAGGGUUGUCUCAGGAACUGACCUUUCAGGAGUCGAGACAAUUGAAGCAGAUGCUGGUAUUGACCCUGAAAUACUUGCAAGACAGAUUGAGAGAGGAAUUGGAGGACAAGGUGCCUCUCGCCGAAGAACUUAGCCAUCAGGAGACUGAGCAUGGAUGGAUGACAAUAUCGAUGUUGUAAAAGCAGAGACACCAAAUCCAGAGACUGAAAGCAGUUUUAAUACAGAUGACACACUUAAAAUGUCAGUGAUUUUAAAUAUACUGUGAUAAGUAUAACUGACAGAAAUAAAACUAUUCUAAUAAACAAUUUAAUGUUGCUUUGAAUGUAUAUGUAAUAAGAGUGAGCAAUGUCUGAAA
Molecule: messenger RNA, 2512 nt
Organism: Monopterus albus (swamp eel)
Lineage: Eukaryota; Metazoa; Chordata; Actinopteri; Synbranchiformes; Synbranchidae
Gene: postnb
Product: periostin, osteoblast specific factor b
Exons: 21
Coding region: 20-2290 (756 amino acids)
Biological process (GO): cell adhesion; extracellular matrix organization
Cellular component (GO): extracellular matrix
Molecular function (GO): cell adhesion molecule binding
Source: RefSeq, a predicted model, not a curated record